This is a messenger RNA of Toxotes jaculatrix (banded archerfish), 1828 nucleotides long. RefSeq names its product fibrinogen beta chain (gene fgb). Gene Ontology annotation, molecular function: signaling receptor binding. Lineage: Eukaryota; Metazoa; Chordata; Actinopteri; Toxotidae. Gene Ontology annotation, biological process: blood coagulation; protein polymerization; platelet activation. The record is from RefSeq and is a predicted model, not a curated record. The transcript has 14 exons. The coding region runs from base 62 to 1537 and encodes 491 amino acids. Gene Ontology annotation, cellular component: fibrinogen complex.
ACUGAGGACAGCAGAGCCACUGACCACAGUUUGGUAAGAGAGACAGUACUGACAGAGGACAAUGAGGACACUGCUGCUGCUGUGUCUGUGUGUGUACGCCGUCUGGGCUCAGGACAAUCUGGAGUUUGACGAUUAUGAAGAGGAAAGCACCAACGCACCAUCAGUGAAUGGAACAUCAGUAGAUGCCCGUGGUCACCGUCCAACGACGGGGAGAGACACCUACACACCCAGACGUAAUGUCCCACCUCCUGUCUCUGGCCGCGGCAGGUACCGAGGCCGUCCCACCCCGCCUCCGACCAGGGGACCACUGUCACAGGAGAAAGAGGAGCAGCCAGAGGCCGGAGGAUGCACACACGCCUCAGAGGAGAUGGGUGUUCUGUGUCCCACUGGCUGUGAGCUGAAGACGGCUCUGCUGAAGCAGGAGAGGAACGUGAAGACGACGAUUAAUGAACUCAAGCCUCAGGUGGACGAAUUGUCCAGGUCCUCCAACGCCAUCUACAACUACGUCAACAGCAUGUCCAACUCUCUGAGGGAGAGGCAGAGGAUCAUCACCGACAACAACAGGGUGGUGGGUCAGUACACGGAUCAAGUGGAGGAACAACACGCCUACAUCAAGGAGACGGUGGACACCGUCUUCCCUUCCAACAUCAGAGUCCUGCAGGGCGUCCUGGACAAGAUCAGGCUGAAAAUUCAGAAGCUGGAGAAGGCCAUCCAGACCCAGAAGGAGGCGUGCAAGGAGCCAUGCAAGACCAAAUGUCCCGUUCCUGUGGUGUCUGGUAAGGAGUGUGAGGACAUCUUCCGCCGCGGAGGACGAGACUCCCAGAUGUACCUGAUCCAGCCCGACGCCUUCUCCCCACCAUACAAGGUCUUCUGUGAUCAGUCCACCCAAAACGGAGGAUGGCUGCUCAUCCAGAGCAGGCUCGAUGGCAGCGUUGACUUUGGCCGGCGAUGGGACGAAUAUCGACGCGGAUUCGGAAACAUCGCCUUCGAUGUUGGAAAGGGUCACUGUGAGACUCCUGGUGAAUACUGGCUGGGUAAUGACCGCAUCAGUCAGCUGACCAAGACGGGACCCACUGAGGUUCUCAUUGAGAUGCAGGACUGGACAGGAACCAAGGUCCAUGCCCAGUACAACCAGUUCACCAUCCAAUCAGAGACGUCCAACUAUGUGCUGGCGGUUGACGGUUACUCCGGUAACGCUGGCAACUGUCUCCUGGAAGGAUCCUUGCAGCUCUUUGGUGAAAACCGCACCAUGACCAUACACAACGGCAUGAUGUUCAGCACCUACGACAGAGACAACGACAACUGGAACCCCGGCGAUCCCUCCAAACAGUGCUCCAGGGAGGACGGAGGCGGCUGGUGGUACAACCGCUGCCACUCGGCCAAUCCCAACGGCCGAUACUACAUAGGUGGAGCCUACACACGCCAAAUGGCCAAGCACGGCACCGACGACGGCGUGGUGUGGAUGAACUGGAAGGGGAGCUGGUAUUCGCUCAAGGCCAUCAGCAUGAAGAUCAGGCCUUACUUUGCCUCCAGAUAAACAUGUCGCACUCUGUCAACACAUAACACACACACACACACACACACACACACACACACACACCUGGACAGUGAGUGUGAGAGAAACUGUUUCUGCAGCUUUAAACUAAAAACAAACAGAAUUUAAAACAUGUCAGAUAAAGUUUGGAUCUUCUAAGAUACAAAGCCUGAUUGGUUGUAAAUGUGCUGUGACCUGUUCUUCCUUGUUAUGUGUGACGUCUUCAGUGUGGACAACUAGGACAAGUUGAUUCCAACUGUCCUCCGCUACUCAAUAAAGUGAUUGAGGAACAUA